CCAGCGCCCAGCGGCGGCUUCCUCCUUUUCUCUCCCGGCCGGGCCUCGGUUCUCUUUCCUUGACCAACCCCCUUUGUUUGUUGUUCUCCCUCUCCGAUCGAUCCCUGUCGUGUGUGUCGUCUCUCUCUCUCUCCCCCCCACCCCCCAAACACGGCAACACCCCUGCUCUCUCUAGACCCCAGCCUAUGCUUAGCCCCGCCUCGUCGUCUUCUUUUAACACCCUGCAUUAUAUCCCUCUCCGCCAGCCGAUCGAGCCGGUUUUAACCUUCAUUUGCCGGCCGCCUGUCAUGGGUGUUUUAUAGAGGAGCACGCGCGCGGCGCACCCUUUGUCGUCGUCGUCCCUACACGUUCGUCUCCCGAGGAGAGAGAGCGCGCGCGGCGAGCUUAGGAUGACGUGGUGCAAUGGCUUCAACGACGUGCGCGCCGCCGUGGAGAUCAGCCUGUCCCCAACCGCCGCCGCCGCGGGCAAGAAGGCCGCCGCGUCGCUCGCCGUCCUCGUCAAGAUGUGCCCGUCGUGCGGCCACCGCGCGCACUACGAACAGGAGACAACAUCGAUCCAGGACUUGCCGGGCCUGCCGGCCGGCGUCAAGUUCGACCCGACGGACCAGGAGCUUCUGGAGCACUUGGAGGGCAAGGCGAGGCCGGACUCCCGGAAGCUCCACCCCCUCGUCGACGAGUUUAUCCCCACCAUCGAGGGCGAGAACGGCAUCUGCUACACGCACCCCGAGAGGCUCCCCGGUACGAAACGCGAACGCACGUUUUGUGCAUCACGCGUGAGCAAGGACGGGCUCGUCCGGCACUUCUUCCACCGGCCGUCCAAGGCGUACACGACGGGGACGAGGAAGCGCCGGAAGGUGCACAGCGGCGACGGGGACGACGGCGGAGGCGGCGAGACGCGGUGGCACAAGACGGGCAAGACGCGGCCGGUGCUGUCCCACGGCAGGCCCCGCGGGUACAAGAAGAUCCUGGUGCUCUACACCAACUACGGCAAGCAGCGCAAGCCCGAGAAGACCAACUGGGUGAUGCACCAGUACCACCUCGGCUCCGACGAGGAGGAGCGCGACGGCGAGCUCGUCGUCUCCAAGGUCUUCUUCCAGACGCAGCCCAGGCAGUGCGGCUCCACGGCGGCGGCCAAGGGGGCCGUCGCCGCCGCCAACGUCGUCACGAGCAGCAACGCGCUUGCCGGCCAUCACCAGGGUGGUAGCGUUCUCAGGGAGGCAAACGGUGUCGAUCAGUUCUACAAUCCAGGAACAAUGAUGGGGUACCAGGGGGUCCCAAACAACAGGGCACCUCCUGUCCCUGGUGCUUCUCACUUCAUGCCUAGCUUCGCAGUGCAUGCAGGGAGGGCUACCUUUGGCCCUUGAAUCAAGAAUUCAGGACAAAGGUUUAUACAAGACCUAUUCAAUUCAAUUCACAGGUUAAUUAAAUAGGGAUUUAGGAGCAGGUCAUGCCGUCAGGGCAUUUGUCCCUGGCCUGGAAAACUACCUACCUCACACGCGAAGAAACAUAUCGUGUCCUUUGCACUCUAACUUGACGUUCAUUUACGAACUACAAAAAUUGUUUUCUUUUAAGAUUCCUUUCUAUUAGAUAGGUCAUAUGUUCAACAUCAUAUGCUGUUGUUCCAUCGUAGUACUUGAAUACUCGAAUCAUAAACAUGUAAGGGGAAAAAAAGCCAUGCUGCUCCAA
Panicum virgatum (switchgrass) is the source of this 1686-nucleotide messenger RNA. Its product is annotated as NAC domain-containing protein 73-like. Bases 390 to 1364 code for a protein of 324 amino acids. Gene Ontology annotation, biological process: regulation of DNA-templated transcription. Gene Ontology annotation, cellular component: nucleus. The record is from RefSeq and is a predicted model, not a curated record. Lineage: Eukaryota; Viridiplantae; Streptophyta; Magnoliopsida; Poales; Poaceae. Gene Ontology annotation, molecular function: DNA-binding transcription factor activity; transcription cis-regulatory region binding. The transcript is spliced from 3 exons.